Entamoeba invadens IP1 is the source of this 1626-nucleotide messenger RNA. Its product is annotated as metal tolerance protein C2, putative. Gene Ontology annotation, biological process: intracellular zinc ion homeostasis; transmembrane transport; zinc ion transport. Gene Ontology annotation, molecular function: zinc ion transmembrane transporter activity. Gene Ontology annotation, cellular component: membrane; Golgi apparatus. The transcript has a single exon. NCBI's taxonomy places the organism in Eukaryota, Evosea, Mastigamoebida, Endamoebidae. Bases 1 to 1626 code for a protein of 541 amino acids. The record is from RefSeq and is a predicted model, not a curated record.
AUGUUUCCGAGCCCAGUCCCACUCUUUCAGAGUGUGUUGUGUCUAUUGUGUAUAACACCGCAGUAUAUUGUAUACCCGUGGCUCGUCUUUUUAGUGAUUUCAUUGAUGACAUUCAUUAACAGUUUCAAUUUGAACAACUACAAGAUACUUUUCACACAAAGUGGUCGUGAUGUAUUGAUACAUUUAGUGCAUUUUGUGUUGAGUACACUCUCUAUUAUGAUUUGCCCGGCUACGGGAUUAAUGACUUUACUUCCCGUCCACUCGACUCCACUUCUUGUCACUCACGUUGCUCUUCACAUCACGACAUUAUCACUUAGAAGUGUCGUCCCUUUAGUAACUCUUCCAUUACAGUAUUUCAUCAGAGACAAACAAUAUUCCCCAAUAUACCAAUCAUUCAUUCUGUUACCAAUCUCACUGGUGUUAUUCUUUAUCAAAUUUAACACAAUGGAUACACCACUCUUAACAAUUCCAUCAGUGCUUGUGCCAUUGCUUUUACUCAUACCGGCGAGCUGUUCGAAUAAAUACAUUUAUGUCUUCACAUGUAUGACUAUACUCGUGUCUUUCUUCUUCGGGAAAACGACGUUGUUGCCAUUGGUGCCGAACCUUCUCUUGUUCUACUUUUCUUCAACACCAACCACAGACACUGAGUUGUUUGCAGUUGGUGGUGCGAGUGGAAUGAAUCGGAUAUCUAUCCGUCUGCGAGUCUUAUUCACAAGAGGGUUGGAGGAGACGUUGAGUGAUCAUAAAAGUCGGAAAUUGUUCUAUUACUUCCUCAUCAAUUUACUAUUUAUGUUUGUCGAAGUGGCGUAUGGGUGGUGGAGUGGAUCUCUUGGGCUUAUUUCCGACGGCUUCCAUAUGUUGUUUGACUGUGUUGCGCUUGCAAUGGGAUUGGUCGCGUCCGUCAUUUCGCGGUGGAUGCCUGACAGACUCUUUACAUAUGGAUAUGCCCGUGCUGAGACUCUUUCUGGGUUUGUGAAUGCACUCUUCCUUGUGUACAUCGCGUUCUUUGUGUUUCUUGAGAGUGUCCACCGCUUGAUGCAUCCCGCAGACAUCAAAGUUGAUGCCCUCUUAAUAGUGAGUGUGUUAGGGUUACUCGUGAAUAUCAUUGGUGUCUUUGCGUUCAGAGAUAACGGCGAGGAGGAUGAACAAGAGUGUGACUGUCCCGCUCAAUUGGUGAAGCCAAAGAGAAAGAAAGGCAAAGAUAACAAUAUGGAAGGCAUCUUCUUACAUGUCUUGUCGGACACGUUGGGAUCCGUCGGUGUUAUUGUGUCCUCAUUUCUCGUUGAAAAGUUUGGGUGGGUUAUUGCCGACCCAAUCUGCUCAUUAUGCUUGUCGGGAAUGAUUUUCUUCAGUGUGAUGCCCUUAUUGAAAAACUCUGCCAAUUUGUUACUCCAAAACACGCCGAAGUGCUUUGACGUUGAAGAGAUUCAAAACAAAAUCUUAAAGGUUGAAGGGGUGUCCGAAGUUGUCAAAUUGAAUGCGUGGGAAUUUGCAGAAGAAAGUAUGGUCGCAACGGCUGUUGUGAAAAUGAAAGUCGAGUGCGAUGCUGAAAAGAUUCGAAGUGAUGUCUAUGCCAUUCUGAAAGAAGAGGAGUUCAAUAGCAUCACUGUGGAACUCGUUAUUUGA